Molecule: messenger RNA, 809 nt
Organism: Ascoidea rubescens DSM 1968
Lineage: Eukaryota; Fungi; Ascomycota; Saccharomycetes; Ascoideales; Ascoideaceae
Gene: RPS31
Product: ubiquitin-40S ribosomal protein eS31 RPS31 fusion protein
Exons: 1
Coding region: 104-562 (152 amino acids)
Biological process (GO): modification-dependent protein catabolic process; protein ubiquitination; translation
Cellular component (GO): cytoplasm; ribosome; nucleus
Molecular function (GO): structural constituent of ribosome; ubiquitin protein ligase binding; protein tag activity
Source: RefSeq, a predicted model, not a curated record
UAAAAUCUGUAGCUGCUAAUCUUCUUCUACCUCUUGAUAUAAUUCAGCACAAAUAAUUCUUGGUUAGAAAGAAGCAUUAUUUUAUAUUGCAGACGAAUCCAAGAUGCAAAUUUUUGUCAAGACCUUAACAGGUAAGACUAUUACCUUGGAAGUUGAAUCUUCUGAUACAAUUGAUAAUGUUAAAUCCAAAAUUCAAGACAAAGAAGGAAUUCCACCAGAUCAACAAAGAUUGAUCUUUGCUGGAAAACAAUUAGAAGAUGGCAGAACUCUUUCAGAUUACAAUAUCCAAAAAGAAUCCACUUUACAUUUAGUCUUAAGAUUAAGAGGUGGUGGUAAGAAAAGAAAGAAGAAAGUUUACACCACUCCUAAAAAGAUUAAACAUAAACACAAGAAAGUAAAAUUAGCUGUUUUAACCUAUUAUAAGGUUGAUCAAGAUGGUAAUGUUGAAAGAUUAAGAAGAGAAUGCCCAUCUCAAACUUGUGGUGCUGGUGUAUUUAUGGCUAACAUGAAGGAUAGACAGUACUGUGGAAAAUGUCACAUUACUUUCAAAUUAAAAAAAUAAAAUAGUUGUUGAACUAAACAUUUAAAUUAUUUACAUGUUAUAUAUUUUGACUGUUUGUAAUUUAUAUAAUUUUCUUUAACAUAGGAUUUGUUUCUUGCAACUUAUAAUUUCAAAAAUGUAAAAUAUAGAAAAAGUGAUAUCUACUGGUAAAUAUCAGUUUCAAUCUUACAGAGUUUUCAAUUAAGUUAGAGCUAUGACAAAUAAUAGUAGAUAUGUAGCAAACCACAUUGUAUAUUAUAAGAUUUAU